CUAGAGAUACUCACCCACUCAUUACUAACUCUUUCUCUCUUGCAUUUCUACCUGCUUCCCGUAUCCCGUCUCUACAUAGCUACACGCAUUCCCCCUUGUCUUACGAAUACAGUAACCUCUUUACAUCUUCCGCCGAUAAACCAAAUUAUCACUUCACGUUGUGCUCACGUGAACACAAAAGCGGAACCAUCAAUAUCAGUUAGAGUUGUCGAUGACGCCACGUGAUAGAGAGUUGCAGUGAGUCACCUUCCUUCUUCCUUUUCGUGUAAUCUUCAGCUUUUUUCACAUCAGGUUUCGUUAUGGUUACGUUUCGAAAAGGUACUCGAUUGCCCGUCAUUGUAGAAGAGGCUACGGCAGACAUAGUCGUCGUCUCGAUCAAGACAGAAGGAAGAACUUUCAGCGGAGUUCUCUUAGAUUCGACAUUCAGGACAAGUGAAAGUGAAAAGAAGCAAGGUAUAUUCGAAACUUUAUCUCUUCCGAGCAAAGAAAUGCAACCGGUAAGAACAUCGACGACAAGAGAAAACGCUCUCCCUCAUAUCAACACUUACAAAUCGCCUUUAAAAGACAAACGAGUGAUACACAAAAGGAUCUCGUCAAAUCUAAAAGAGAAGAGAAGACAACAAAUGGGAGAAAAGAAGAGGAAAUUACUCGAAUCAUCAACUCAUCUAGAUCAGACUUCAAACUUUGACGACCAAGAAAUAUUAGACAAAAACAAACGGCAACAAUCAGACGGUCACGACGGAGUCAAUGCAAAAGCGACAAAACAAAAUGAAAUCGCGUCGAACUCUGGCUUAGAUUGCAGCCGUGUUGAUGGCCUGCAUCCAAUGAAUGGCGAGACGGUCGACGGUUGUACUUCGACUGGCAGCGAAAUAGUGAAUGCAACGAAAACAAUUGCAUCAUUGGCGUAUCCCCAUCUUCAUUCCGAUUGCUAUCGGUCGCAAUUCAAAUUCUACGAGAGACAAGUUUCUAUGUACACGAUGAUACAACCGACAUCGUCAAUACCACCAUUCGCUUACCCAUAUUUGGGAUGCAUCGCUCCAUUACAAUCCUUGACUUUUCCUCAUCCAGGAUUCAACCACUUACCAAACUUCAUGACAUACGGGAUAUGGAAUACCAAUCACGAAAUGAGUACGGAAAUCAACCCAGUUUUUCAAAAUAAAAUAUUAUCACCAGUUGAAGACAAAAAUUAUAUUGUCGCUCCACACAUUGCCGGAGAGUUUUGUCGUGGCGAACAUUACCCGCCAUCGCCAAACUCUUUGCAACAACUAGACCGUCCACCGUCAAUCGACACGCCAACAGACGGCUGCAAUGGUUCCGACAAAGAACAACGUCAUCAAACAGACGGAGAUUUAGAACAAAGAAUGUCUACUCGUGUGGACGAAAAUACAGACGAAAAUCAAUCAUUUAUUCCCGAUCCGUCAGACGAUGAAACAAGCUGUCGUUCACAAUCCUUACAACAAGAAGAAAACAAGUCAAACAACAAGAGAGAAGCGGAAUUAAAACAAAAAUUGAUUGAAACGAGAAAGGCGCAUCAGCGACGCAGAUUGUCAUCAAAAGUGACAAAGAAAAACAUUUCCACGAGAUUGACGCCAAGAAUGAGGAAAAGGAAAAAACCAAUUGCACAAACGAAACGUUUAGUACGAGCACGAAUAGGUAGUGCUACUACAGAAGAAGACGCGGUUCUGUUUGAAGCUCUCUGGAUAUCAAAACAAGAACAAACCUUCGACAAGAAACAGUCAGUCAAACCAUCACUUCGACCUCCAGUCGCAGCAGCAAGAAAAAAGCGCGUCUACGGUAAUCCGGAAUUUUUCUACUCGCCUCGUCCUUCUAGCAGUCGCAGCAAGUGCGCCAACGACGACGUCCCUCGAUACAAAAUCGACGACAUCGUGUGGGCAAAACUAGUCAGUCGGCCUUGGUGGCCGGCAAAGGUGCUUUCAUUCAGCAACGACGACGGUCACAGCAUGUACGACGUGUCGGUGCAAUGGCUGGGCAAGAGCUCGAAUUGUACCGACGUGCUGCCGUCGUCUUUGAUUUGUCCGUUUUCGGAAAAUUUCGACGAGCAUUAUCUGCCCGACAAGACGAAGAGCACGUACGUUAAGGCGGUUCGAGAGGCCUUACAAAAGUCGGGAUUAGAGGCUAAUCGCUUCACACGUUUAUCCGAUCAACGCCAUUAACAUUUGACACGUGACCAUGCAGAAGAAGACGUCAAGUAGAUCUAAUAUAGAUGAGAAACUUCGUUUAAAGGAUAUAUAAAUAUUUAUUGCAAAAAGCAAAUAUCAAACAUUGGAUUUGUUUAUAAAACCAAUAAAUAUAGAU
Corticium candelabrum is the source of this 2316-nucleotide messenger RNA. RefSeq lists its product as uncharacterized. Bases 300 to 2174 code for a protein of 624 amino acids. The transcript is spliced from 2 exons. The record is from RefSeq and is a predicted model, not a curated record. NCBI's taxonomy places the organism in Eukaryota, Metazoa, Porifera, Homoscleromorpha, Homosclerophorida, Plakinidae.